AUGGACACGUUAUACCUCACAUAUCUCGGGAUUUUUUUAUCAUUUAUCCUUUGCGUCUCUCCUUUUCCGAACAUGAUUAGGAGAGCAAAAGAUAACGAAAUGCAUUAUGUUCCCAUACAUUUCUUAUGGGUAAAUCACUCCACAAGGAUGACAUGGCUGUGCUAUGGAAUUUUGAAAGAAAUAGUUCCUUUUAUAACGAAUUGUGUUAUGACGGGACUGGCUUCAAUUUUGAUGCUCAUCCUCUACUAUUUUUUUACUAUAGAACUUUCUCUUCAAUAGCGCGAUAAGGCGCAUUCCUAGGUUUUACCGGAGGGUCUUGGACAUAUGAAAACCUGCUAUUCCUUAUUCAUGGGGGAGACAAACAGCCUAAAUAAAGAAUCCUACCUGAUCAAUCUCGAGAACUUGAAGAGAGGCUGUGUGGAAAAUUUACAUUUUGGUUCGUCAAAUGGAUCUGACGAGCCAAAUCUGGCCAGUACUUGAAAUAAAAAUGAUAGUUGCCAGAAUUUUAUUAAUUUUCUGAUGAAGAGUAUGAUCAGAAUUUUAAUAAAUGGCACAGGAUCAAGUAAAUUAAUUCAAGACUUAAUUAAGUAGUGACUUAACCAUCUUAAUAAUUUUUUUAAAAUUUCAAAAUUCAAACUUUUAAUAGAAGAUUUAAAGAGAUAAUUAAAUCGUAAAUAUAACGUAAUAAAUACUCUUUACUGCCUUAAGGAGACGAUGCCAGUAAUGAUCUUUAUAAUUUGACUUUUUUCAUAAUGACUUAACCAUCUUAAUUUUUUUUUAAAAUUUCAAAAUUCAAACUUUUAAUAGAAGAUUUAAAGAGAUAAUUUAAGCAUAAAGAUAACGUAAUGAAUACUCUUUACUACCUUAGGGAGACGAUGCCAGUAAUGAUUUUUAUAAUUUGACUUUUUUCAUAGUGACUUAACCAUCUUUAUAAUUUUUUAAAAUUUCAAAAUUCAAACUUUUAAUAGAAGAUUUAAAGAGAUAAUUUAAGCAUAAAGAUAACGUAAUGAAUACUCUUUACUGCUUUAGGGAGACGAUGCCAGUAAUGUUUUUUAUAAUUUGAUUUUUUCCAUAGUGACUUAACCAUCUUAAUAAUUUUUUAAAAUUUCAAAAUAAUUUUGAUAAAAUAAGUCCUUCUUGAAUACUCUUAAAUUUUUGCUUAUUAAAACUAAUAACUCUUUCUACAAAACAAAUUGUGGAGUAGUUGAGACCAUAUGGAGCAAGGAUUUCUAAAGGAAAAACUUGCUGAUGAUGAAUGCUGUAAUCAUUAUUGUCAAAAGGAAUUUAUUAAAAUUCUGAUCAUACUCUUUAUCAGACAAUUAAUAAAAUUCUGGCAACUAUCAUUUUUAUUUCAAGUACUGGCCAGAAUUGGCUCGUCAGAUCCAUUUGACGAACCAAAAUGUAAAUUUUCCACACAGCCUCUCUUCAAGUUCUCGAGAUUGAUCAGGCAGAAUUCUUUAUUUAGGCUGUUUGUCUCCCUCAUGAAUAAGGAAUAGCAGGUUUUCAUAUGUCCAAGACCCUCCGGUAAAACCUAGGAAUGUGCCUUAUCGCGCUAUUGAAGAGAAAGUUCUAUAGAAGCUUUGCAAAGUUUAUAGCCUUAUAUGUAUUGUUUUUGACAGGACUUUUUGGAUUAUCAUUUUGAAUUCUCCCAGUAGAUUGGGUAGGAAAUCUUGCUGCUACCCUAGGUACGCUAACUUACAUUUCAACAGCAAGAAAUUUAAGAACUGCUUUAGUUACAUUAAAUCUUAAGUUGAUUGAUUUGCCAAUAACAUGCGUAGCUCUUUGCAACUCACUUGCAUGGGCAAGCUAUGGAUUGGUAAUCAUGGAUUUUCCUUUAAUAAUUGGAUGCUCAAUUGGAGUUAUAGUAUCCAUAACUUUGUUAGUAAGUUAUGCAUGGAUUAGAUGUAGCAGACUAAAAAAAAACAACGAUUAA
Molecule: messenger RNA, 1933 nt
Organism: Blepharisma stoltei
Lineage: Eukaryota; Ciliophora; Heterotrichea; Heterotrichida; Blepharismidae
Source: the annotation of a GenBank genome assembly